This is a messenger RNA of Tetrahymena thermophila SB210, 1776 nucleotides long. Its product is annotated as transmembrane protein, putative. The transcript has a single exon. NCBI's taxonomy places the organism in Eukaryota, Ciliophora, Oligohymenophorea, Hymenostomatida, Tetrahymenidae. The record is from RefSeq and is a predicted model, not a curated record.
AUGAGUAUUUUUAAAAAGUUAGAUUUAUUUGGAGUUCCAUUUUUUUUUGAAAUGGGAACAGGAAACGAUAGGAUGAAAACAACAUUUGGCGGUAUUCUGACACUGCUCGUAAUUGCAAUAUCUGUCCUAUAUUUUACUUAUCUUAAUUAUAUGUUUAUAUCAGGGAAUAUCUAGCCUAAAAUAACAUCUUAAGAAAAAAAAAUUUCAAGCAACUUCAAUCUACCAAUUACAUCUGAUUUAUUAUGGUUUGAUAUCAAAAAUAGUGAUACUGAUGAAAAUUUAAUGGUCAUAUAAAAGAAUUUGACUUAAUAAUUAAUAUCAUAUAAGGUUGUCUUGUAGUAAAGUGAUUCAAAAGGAAAAAGGAUCAAUGAUAUUACUAUCCCUGUUAAUUUCUGCAGUGGUUUAACUGAUUCUCCUUUAGUUAAUAAAAAUUCUCAAUGUCUUGAUUUGUCUGGUUUAACAAAUUAAUUAGCAUAAUUUUAGGUUUUUGUUGCUUAAGGUUUUAAUACGAGAAUAUACAUAGAGUUAGAUAUUGUUUGCAGUGGAGAUAUUUAAACAUGCCUUUAAUCAGAAAUGUUUAUGGAUUAUGUUUUUAGCGAUGAGGUUUCUUUUGUAAUUUCUUUCAAAGAAUAAUAAUUUAACUCAGAUAGUAAUUAGUUAGAUACAAAAGUAGUCGAUGUUAGUUGGGAUUUAGACUCUACUUUACAAACAACUUCAUAUAUUGGCCUUAAAAUAUCUUAAACUACAAUUCAAAGUGGGUUUUUACUACAGCAAUAAAAAAAAUACUCUCAUUUAUCAGAUGCAAUUAAUAAUGAUUCAUACAAAACUCUAGGAAGUGGUAGUAAUUAAAAGGCUCUUGCCAGAUUUUUUGUUACUCUUAGCGAAACUCAAUAUAUACAGAUAAUAUAAUUCUCUCAAUAUCCUGAAAUUUUGGCAUAGUUUGCAAGCAUUUUUAACGUUCUUUUACUUCUAGGGUUUAUUGGAACUGUAAUUGCAAAAACAGAUAUUUACUAAUUUUUUAUAGAUUUUAAGCUUAAAUAAUACUAUAAAUUAACAGCGUUGAAAAUAUUAAAAAAGCAAUAAGAUAAUAUUAAUCAAAGCGUCAGCUUUUCUAAAGAUAGCAAGGAAAAUACUAAACGCGAUGUAAAGCUUACAAAAGAUCAGAUAGUUAGAGCCUUAAAAGAGAUAGAUAAAAAAGAUUUAAAUUAAGAAUUAACAAAGUAGUUUAAAGUUUCAUAUUUCGAGAGGGCAUUUAGAGCUUUUGUUGGAGAGGAGAAAUAAGAUUAUAUGAAUAAGAAAAGAAGUGAUAAAGAUAUAUAUGAGGCUCUUUUUUUCUAAGCCUCAUAAUCUUAAGAUGUUUUCUAAUUGUAAGAAGAACUGAUGAGAAUAAAAAAAACAUUAGCUCUCAUCCUAACCCCAUAAUAGUAUGCUGCUAUUAAAUGCUGUGGGUCUUGUGUGAGUGAUUAGAUUCCAUUUUUACUUUAGAAAAAUAAAAAUACUGAUAAAUCUAGUAAGAUCUCAGUAGAACCUGAUAAAAGUUAAUUAAACGAGUUUAAAGGUAUUGGAUCAUAAGUGGUAUUAGAGGAAGAUAGAACAUUUACUCAUAUAGAGUUAAUAGAUAAGAUAGAUUAUGAUGAUUAGUACUUCCAAAGAUAGCUAGAACGUUUUCUAAAAGAAUCUGAAGCAGGAUUUUCCAACUAUGAUGAAUCUGCAAAAAGAAUGAACUCACGUUUAUUAGAUUGCUUAAAUCAAACAUACGGAAGUAUUAAUAUUUGA